Oryza brachyantha (malo sina) is the source of this 2206-nucleotide messenger RNA. Its product is annotated as purple acid phosphatase 23. The transcript has 6 exons. Gene Ontology annotation, molecular function: acid phosphatase activity; metal ion binding. Lineage: Eukaryota; Viridiplantae; Streptophyta; Magnoliopsida; Poales; Poaceae. The record is from RefSeq and is a predicted model, not a curated record. The coding region runs from base 82 to 1932 and encodes 616 amino acids.
UACUUGUCGUCGCUCGAUCGACGGCCAUGCACGCGUACGACUAGGCACGCACGCCGGCACGCGCGCGCUACCCUACCUGCCAUGGCCGGGCUACUCCUCGUGGGGGUCUUGCUGGUACUAGGGUCCCGCCCCCGGCUCGCCGGUGGCGUGGGCAGCGGCGGCAUUCCGACGACGCUGGACGGGCCGUUCGCGCCGGUGACGCGGGCGUUCGACGGCGCGCUCCGGCAGGGCAGCGACGACGUGCCGCUCUCCGACCCGCGCCUGGCGCCGCGUGGCCUCCCGCCGGCGGGGCCCGAGCAGAUCGCGCUCGCCGCCUCCGCCGACGCCACCUCGGUCUGGGUGUCGUGGGUCACCGGCGUGGCGCAGGUCGGGUCCAACCUCGUCCCGCUCGACCCGUCCACCGCCCGCAGCGAGGUCUGGUACGGCGAGAGGCCCUGCCCCGUCGCCGCCGGCGACGUCUCCGGCUACCCGCACGUGGCGAGGGGGAAGGCGGAGGUGUACAGCCAGCUCUACCCCUACCCGGGCCUCCUCAACUACACCUCGGGAGUUAUCCACCACGUCCGCCUCCGCGGCCUCAGGCCGGCCACGCGCUACUACUACCGCUGCGGCGACAGCUCCGUCCACGGCGGCGCGGGCCUCAGCGACGAGCACUCCUUCGAGACGCUCCCCUCCGCCGCGGCGGGCGCGUACCCGCGCCGGGUGGCCGUGGUCGGGGACCUGGGGCUCACCGGCAACUCCACCUCCACCGUCGAACACCUCGCCCGGAACGACCCGUCGCUGGUGGUCAUGGUCGGCGACAUGACCUACGCCAACCAGUACCGCACCACCGGCGGCAGAGGCGUCCCCUGCUUCUCCUGCUCCUUCCCGGAUGCGCCGCUCCGGGAGUCCUACCAGCCGCGAUGGGAUGGCUGGGGAAGAUUCAUGGAGUCACUCACAUCAAGGAUCCCAAUGAUGGUUAUCGAAGGUAACCAUGAAAUCGAGCCACAAGGUCAUGGUGGCGCAGUGACCUUUGCAUCCUACUUGGCAAGAUUCGCUGUUCCGUCGGAGGAGUCUGGCUCUAACUCGAAGUUCUACUAUUCAUUCAAUGCCGGUGGAAUCCAUUUCAUCAUGCUCGGUGCCUACGUCGACUACAACCAGACAGGAGCUCAGUACUCAUGGUUGCAGAAGGAUUUGCGAAAGGUUGAUCGACGAGUCACCCCUUGGGUUGUGGCAGCUUGGCAUCCACCCUGGUAUAAUAGCUAUUCCUCACACUACCAGGAAUUUGAGUGCAUGAGGCAAUCAAUGGAGGGGCUCCUGUACCAACAUGGUGUGGACAUUGUCUUCUCAGGGCAUGUACAUGCAUAUGAGAGGAUGAACCGGGUGUUCAACUACGCAUUGGAUCCCUGUGGACCGGUUUACAUAACCAUUGGCGAUGGAGGGAACAUUGAGAAAAUCGACAUCGAUCAUGCCGAUGACCCUGGAAAGUGUCCCGGUCCCAGUGACAACCACCCUGAAUUUGGUGCAGUCUGCCAUCUGAACUUCACUUCAGGCCCUGCCAAGGGCAUGUUUUGCUGGGAUAGACAGCCGGAAUGGAGCGCGUUUAGGGAGAGCAGUUUCGGUCAUGGUAUACUAGAGGUGGUUAAUUCUACGUAUGCAUUGUGGACCUGGCACCGUAACCAGGAUGCAUAUGGAGAAGACAGCGUUGGGGAUCAAAUCUAUAUAGUUCGGCAACCGGACAAGUGCUCAUUGCAGCAGACUACCACUACGAGUGCGUCGUCGGAUAACACCUGUCCCUCGGAAGGAAAAUGCGCUUCUCCUAUGAGUAACAGCAGCAGAUCCGGUGCACCGAAAGUUAUUAGAAGUGGUGGCUAUCUCCUGUGGAAUGCUUCUGUAGUCAUAUGGAUGGUCUUGUUCAGCUUCGUCUUCAGGGGAGAUGCUUGCUCCCAUUCAUAACCUGGAUUGGUCACAGCUGCAUCAGGCAACAUGUACCAUAUUCUCUUGGAUUGUGAAGUGGCAAAGCUGACAGACUGGUUGUGUGCAGUGUAGGGGUUCAUAAUCAUUACUACUAUUGUUUGUUCAUAUACGCAAUCAGUGAAAUGGCAGAGAGAGCACCAAUCGAUAUAGAGCGUGGACCUAGCAUGCGGGUGGUGGGCCCUCAAGCCGAGGGCUAGUCCUAACUUUCCGGUGCUUGAGCAAAUCUAACAAUAUAAUCUCUUAUCCUGCUGUA